AUGGAGUUCAUAUCUCCUACGACCUUGUCAAAUGUCCAAGUCGUGUUUUAUGUGAACGCCGGAUUCCUGACUCUUCUGGUUUACGAUAUUCUGCUCAAGCUCUCAGACGAGUAUCUGUACAUUUGGAAAUCCAGAUGGACUGUCGUCAAAGUCAUCUACUUCUGGAGUCGAUACUCGAUGUUACUCCCUCCCAUCAUUUCCACAUUCAACUCCUCCAAUCAUUUAGCACCUUGCGACAGUAUCUCUAGAUUCACAACGACUUUCGGCGGAUUCAGCAUCGGACUGACAGAAGUCGUCUUGAUGGUCCGAACGUACACACUAUACGAGCGAUCCAGAAGGUUGCUGGCCUUCUUUUCUCUGAUGUGGCUCGCCGUUGGAGUCGCCUCGUUUUGGGCUGUCACAACGUGGACUUCGGCAUGGAAGGGCGUGAACGACGAGUCUGCUGCCUGUUAUCUAGCGGCGCUCAGCACCUCUGGAAAGGUCUGUUAUCUGUCUUUGCUCGUGGGCGAGUCAAUAAUAGCGCUAUUGACCGCGUGGAAAGUUUUCCGCCGCUUCUCUCGAGACAAAUGGGGUUUAUGGAAAAGCCUGAAUGACGAAGGGCUUUGGUUCUACCUAUGUCUGCUACCGUUCACCGUCAAUGUGGUGGUCUGCUUGAUCAAGGCUCCAUCUGGACUCGGUUACCUCGGCGACACACCGAAUAUGGUCAUGCAUUCCAUUCUGACGUGCAGACUUUUGAUCCAUGCUCGCCACGUUGCAGCCAAACAGAGUCAGCGCGCUCUGCCAACGAACAAUCUUCGACUCAUGCGCCGGCCUGGUGCCAUGGCCCCAGAUUAUGUUAUAGACAUCAGCGCGAAAAAUAACAUACAGCAAGGAACACUUCUUGGACUACGACCGCCGCCCCAAUCCCAGGCUCUCCCGCCCACCGCCGAGAGCGUGCAGAUCGGGUCCCGCUGGCUCGACGCCCUAGUGCCCCCGCCGGACAAGACCGCGAAGCCAAUCUCGCCCCAUGCGGGGGAGCUGAUGGCGCGCGUGCUCGGAUCCUACACGCGCUGCAUGCUGCACGACGACCCGGACGCGCUCCCUCCGAUCAUCCAUCCGUACCAAGCGCACGGGGCGCUGCAGCCGGCGUUGGCAUACUGCCGGAGCUUGCUGAGGAUGUGGGAGUCCCGGGCGCCCGGCAGCGAGGGAUUGGUGCGGGACACGAUCAAGCGUGAAAUGGGGCGGCUGCAUUCUGAGUUUCGAACCUAUGACCACAUCACGCUGCUGGGCGCGUGCCAGGCGUUCCUGUUGUACUGCAUCUUCUUCUUUCUCUCGCCAGACGAGCAGAACUCGUUCUGUGUCGACACGGCGACGAUCAUCCAGCUGCAGGACCUCGAGGCUGCGCUGUCGCUGACGGGCCUGCAGCCCGACAGUUCUGCUGCGCCGCCGCGAUGGGAGGAGUGGAUCGCCGGCGAGGCAAAGCGGCGGACGCUCUACACGAUGUACAUGUUCGACAAUGUGUUCAACUACCGGCAUGGCACAACAUCUUUCGUCGCGACGGAGCUGGCGACGUUGCCUGUGCCCGGCCGCAAAGCGCUGUGGACUGCCCGAUCCGCGGCCGAAUGGGACAAAGAGUACCGUCGGUCUGCUGCAAACAGCGGCUCACCUGUUCUGCAAGAUCUUUGGCCGGACGAGGACGCCCAAGUGGCACAGCAGCGAAGGCAGCGGAUCGACGAGUGGUUAGCCACCGUGGAUGAAUUUGGCAUGUUUCUCUUCACUGUCACGAACGCGAUCUAUGGCGUGAACAUCUAGGGCCUAUGGUAUUCAACCAUCAGCCCUCGUGUCGGGAUCACGUGGAACGUCGAGAACUCACUCCUCGAAACGCAGCGCGACAGCAUACGUGAUAUGCACGUACAGCGCUAGCAACAACCCCGCCGGCCGCUCAUACCUGCGGCACGCCUCUGAUCAAUCACAACUGCGGAUCGACCCGGCUCACGCACCACAGUGCUGCGCCCACAAAACACAGCGUGGCCCCGACAUACAUCGGAUUGUCGAGGACAUUGUACGGGAAGCCGGUCACGCGCUUGGUCUGCAGGAUCCCGAAAUAAUCACCGCAGAAUGUGCCGUAGAAGCCCAGGCGCAGGUACGAGGCGCCCACGAGCGCGUUGCCGAGCACAAAGAGACACCAGGCGAGCAGGGUCUGGACUGCGUAUGGGAGAGGGUACCGGGGCUGGUCGUGGACGGCGAUCCGAUACCUGCGAUAUGCUCAACAAAAUCUGAAGAAUGGGAUCCAGAGCAGCGUAGCAUAGUAACCGUACAGGACGUCCCGCAAUAAGCCCGCCACGAAAAUCGAGAUGCCGAGUACGGUGCUCGAGAUGCGUGCUCCGAAUCGUCUACUCAGUGUUCGAUUCUUGUAUUCUAUUUUUUUU
Mycena citricolor is the source of this 2408-nucleotide messenger RNA. Lineage: Eukaryota; Fungi; Basidiomycota; Agaricomycetes; Agaricales; Mycenaceae. The record is from the annotation of a GenBank genome assembly.